AUGCAUAAGAAAGUACACAACGGCAUUCUUCGACUUCUUGCUCUUUGCUUUAUAAGAUGUAUUAAUGGGCUCGUCGAGAUGCCGCUUGAAAUCGCCGUUCCGUUAGACUAUCAGAGCGGCCAGCAAACGCUGGAUGACACGAAUCUAUGCUCGUAUGACAGCCACAGCUCGCGGCAAUCCCUACAGACAUUAUGUGCUUGUAUCGGGGGCGGUAGUCGAGCGCUACUAUUGCCAUCCGACAAUCGGCUUCUUACAGCCGUUUUGUCAGCAUUCGCUCGUUCUCGCGCCAUCCCUGCGUUCAGGCCCACCACGAACGGUGGCGCAGGAUCGUUGUCUUCUACUCUGACGUCGCAGGACCCGCUGCCGGACGAUUUUCGGACGGUGUGCAACGUUACACACCUCUGGACCGAUACCGUCGGCCAGGACUCACUGGCUCAUGUACAGACCUUGCUACGCGAUGCCGAAAACUAUAUUUUGCCCCAGAAGGGACCCAGCUGCAGAAAACAACAAUGGGCGGAAGGAGAAGCAAUUCGUGCUCACAUUCUUAAGAACACCACUUCGGCCUCAGAAUCCAAAACCAUCGAUUUUAUGCUGAGAAAAGAAGGCAUUUGGAAAGUGAGGGCGCUCUUAGCAUCUUUCAUUAUUCUUAACGAUCACAAGUUG
Molecule: messenger RNA, 663 nt
Organism: Mesorhabditis spiculigera
Lineage: Eukaryota; Metazoa; Nematoda; Chromadorea; Rhabditida; Rhabditidae
Source: the annotation of a GenBank genome assembly